AUGAAGAGUUUUGCUCUUCUUUUCCUAGUAGUGAUCUGUGGCGUGGGAGGAUUGGGACAGAAGCUGAAGCCAAAGAAAAGAAGCAAUGGUGAAGAAAUCAGUUUUCGAACUAAAACCAAAGAUGUUUGCACAAUGAGCAUGAGUGGGGACGAGGAGAUGAAACUUAGAAUUGAAUGCAGAAGCCAAGGCAUGUCCUACUGGUGUGAAUUCACUGGCAAGCCAUCAGUCUGUCGUGCUUUCCGAAACAAUCCAAAGAUUUACUGGAAUCAGAUCGCCAUGGGACUUAGAAAGCUCCCACAUGCUUGCGAAUCCACACAGGUGUUGAAGACAACCAUGUGCCAAAAGGCUCCCACAGAGGCUCUCAUGAAGCAAAUAGCUGCUGGUAUGGAGCCAGAAGAUCUAGCAAACCAGGGUGAAUCAGUCCAGAAAACUUCCACUUCUAUGAGGGGAGCAGGGAAAAGCUCUGUUAAGAAAAUAGGAAAACCUCUAAUACUACCUCUUAUAAAACCAACCCAACAUGGUCAAGGGUCUGAAAAUGAAACGGAAGCAAUGAAACUGGCACGGGAACAUUGCUGGGAAUCCCUGCAUGGUUUCUGCUCCUACAUUAUUGGCAUCUUUAGAGGUUAA
Molecule: messenger RNA, 627 nt
Organism: Gavia stellata (red-throated loon)
Lineage: Eukaryota; Metazoa; Chordata; Aves; Gaviiformes; Gaviidae
Gene: FGFBP2
Product: fibroblast growth factor binding protein 2
Exons: 1
Coding region: 1-627 (208 amino acids)
Biological process (GO): cell-cell signaling
Molecular function (GO): growth factor binding
Source: RefSeq, a predicted model, not a curated record